This is a messenger RNA of Cladophialophora carrionii CBS 160.54, 1341 nucleotides long. RefSeq lists its product as uncharacterized. Gene Ontology annotation, biological process: 'de novo' NAD+ biosynthetic process from L-tryptophan. NCBI's taxonomy places the organism in Eukaryota, Fungi, Ascomycota, Eurotiomycetes, Chaetothyriales, Herpotrichiellaceae. Gene Ontology annotation, molecular function: indoleamine 2,3-dioxygenase activity; metal ion binding; heme binding. The record is from RefSeq and is a predicted model, not a curated record. The transcript has 3 exons. The coding region runs from base 1 to 1341 and encodes 446 amino acids. Gene Ontology annotation, cellular component: cytoplasm.
AUGAGGGAAAGGCUUGAAGACUUCCUCCACAGAUAUGGCGUGUCACCCAGAAAAGGCUUUCUCCCAGAUGGCGAACCUCUGAGACGUCUAUGUAAUCCUUACUAUGAGCCCUGGGAGGACCUGGUAGCGGACCUUCCCCGACACAUUUUGGACGAACGAGCCAGAUGGAAGAUCGAUGGGCUCCCUAUCCUCGAUCCAGCUCGAUUGAUUUCUCAAGCAGAGUGGCGGAGGGCAUACGUGAUCCUGGGAUUCUUGACUCACGCGUACAUUUGGGGAGGAGAGGAACCUUCAGAGCGACUUCCACCACAACUCACAUGCCCGUUCCUCGCUGUGUCAGAACACCUCGGCCUGCCUCCGACCGCGACGUUUUCAACGCUCAGUCUUUGGAAUUUCCGACUCGAAUCACCCGACAGGGACCCAACCAAGCCGGAAAACCUCAGAUCACUUCUGUCCUUUACCGAUACCAGAGAUGAAGAAUGGUUCUACAUGAUCUCCACCGCCAUCGAGGCCAAAGGCGCUCCUCUCAUAUCGACGAUGCUUCGAUGUGUGGAGGCCGUCGAUGCCAACAACGACUGUAUUGUCCUAUCUGGCUUGCGGUCCAUAACAAGCGGCGUUCAGGAGAUCGGGAAACUCCUCCAACGCAUGCAUGAACGAUGCGAUCCACAGGUGUUCUACCACAAUGUGCGUCCAUUCUGCGCAGGUACCAAAGGCAUGGCAGCGGCUGGCUUGCCUCGAGGAGUUUUUUAUGACGAAGGCAAAGGCCAGGGCCAGUGGAGACAGUAUAGCGGUGGGAGCAACGCGCAAAGCUCCCUGAUUCAGCUUUUCGAUAUCUUUCUCUCCGUUGACCACAAUACGCCCGGGCGUCAAGAACAUUCGCAGCCCACGUCCGUGCCAGCGCGGGUUCGAGCGAAGGGAUAUCUGCAGGAAAUGCGGGACUACAUGCCUAAGCCACAUCGCGAGCUUCUCUCAGCCGUAGAACAGUCGAGCAAUGUUCGAGACUAUGUGCUGACCAACGCCGCUCCGCACUUAGUCGAGCUUGUCGCAGCAUAUAACGAUGCGGUUGCCGCGCUGGCAAGUCUCCGCAACAUCCACAUCCAGAUCGUGGCUCGUUACAUCGUCAUGCCGUCCCGGAGCCCUCCUGCUCCAUACAUCGCCUCUCGAAAGGGGAAGAACCUAGCAACAGCAUGUUCGAAGAAGUCGGUGGAAGAAGCAGAUGGCAAUACGUCCAUGACAAGGCAACUCCACGGUACAGGAGGCACGAGUGUGAUGCCAUUCCUGAAGAAGACUCGCGACGAGACCGCCAGGACUACCAUACCAGCAGACUGCACUGCCAGAAGUUGA